Messenger RNA from Pelagomonas calceolata, 855 nucleotides. NCBI's taxonomy places the organism in Eukaryota, Pelagophyceae, Pelagomonadales, Pelagomonadaceae. The record is from the annotation of a GenBank genome assembly.
AUGGCCACGACGACGACGACGACGGUCUGCGGCGUGCGCGCCCGGCCGCUGGCGCCGCCGCCGGUCCAGGUGCCGCCGCUGCCCACGACCGUGGGCCCGCUCGUGCCGAUGCAGUACGUGCCGCCGCCCGGGGUGCCGCUGGUGACGCCGACGAACGCCGGCGGCGCGCGGGCCAUGCCGCUCCCGCUCAUGGCGCCGCCCGCCGCGCCGCUCUACAUGCUCCCUUUGAAAUCGAUCCCGGGCCAGCCCUGGUACGCGCCGCUCCAGCAGAUGUACGGGCCGGGCUGGACGCCGACGGCGCCCGCGGGCUCGACGACGACCUGGUUGUUUGACGAAGACGGCGACGCCUACCCGGCGGGCGGCCAGCCCCUGCCGCGGGAGGAGAAGCUGCGGCGGCGGCCGCCGUCGCCGCAGGAGCUGCCCCCGGUGCCGACGUCGCCGCGCGCGACGUCGCCGCGCAAGCGCCCGCGCGAGGCCGUGGUACAUGACGACAUGCGCCGCCCCGCGGAGAUCGCCGCGGCGGCGGCCGCCAGCGGCGCGCGGCCCCUGACGACGGCGCAGGCGCUCGCGCAGAAGCUCAUGGCGCCGCCGUCGAAGCAGCCCCGCGGGCAGCAACCCCGCGGCCAGGCCCGCCGCUGGACGGACGAGGAGCACGAGGAGUUCCUCGCCGCCGUCGGCCGCUUCGGCAAGCGGUGGAAGACCGUCGCCGAGCACGUCCCCUCCAAGACGGCGGCCCAGGUGCGGACCCACGCGACCAAGUACUUCUCGAAGCUCAAGGAACGCCAGGACCUGAGCGACCCGGCCGCGAUGCUCCUCCAGCUCGCGGCCGCGUCGCCCGCCAAGUGCGCCGCCUGA